Funneliformis geosporum is the source of this 469-nucleotide messenger RNA. NCBI's taxonomy places the organism in Eukaryota, Fungi, Glomeromycota, Glomeromycetes, Glomerales, Glomeraceae. The record is from the annotation of a GenBank genome assembly.
AUAAGGAAUUAAAAAAACUGGCAAGUCCUGUAUUUGCCAAUCUCUUAUUCGCUUCUCAAAAAUUCAUUCGUGAGGUCGAGGAACCGUAUAGUGUCAGCUUGCGUGAUGUCAAGCGAGCUAUAACAUUAGUGAAAUUCUUUUAUAACUCUCUUGAUAAUCGUCCGAUUUUAAAAAAGGGGCAUAGAUAUCCACCAAAAUCUCAAUCUGGUAACAUAAAAACCAGAUCUUAUGUUUUAGCACUUAGUCUUUGCUAUCAUUCUCGAUUAUAUGAUCAAAUAUUACGUAAAAAAUAUCGAAUUGAAAUGGAAAAAAUAUUAAAUUUGAAAAAAGAUGCGUUUUCUAAAAUUAUCCGUGAUGAGCAAGAAGAUUACAUUAAUAGGAUGCAAUGUCCACCUAACUUAGCAAAGAAUGAAGCUUUAUUGGAGAAUGUUUUAGUUAUGAUUGCAUGCAUCUUAACCAAAAUUCCAUU